This is a messenger RNA of Schizophyllum commune H4-8, 1150 nucleotides long. RefSeq names its product peptidase C15, pyroglutamyl peptidase I-like protein. The transcript has 3 exons. The record is from RefSeq and is a predicted model, not a curated record. Lineage: Eukaryota; Fungi; Basidiomycota; Agaricomycetes; Agaricales; Schizophyllaceae. Bases 404 to 1129 code for a protein of 241 amino acids. Gene Ontology annotation, biological process: proteolysis.
UGCGUGCGCAGCUAUAGACCCUUCCUGAUCGUCCACACGCCGUCUGUCGAGCGGAAGAGCGGUCGACUGCUUGUCCAGAAUGUCUUGGAAGAGGCGAUGUUCGAGGUACCGUAUCUUCAAAACCUAUCCGUGUCUUGAGCACCCUUAAUCUACCGCUGAAGGGGUCCCUACCUCACAGCAUCCCGCAGUCCUCUCGCCGCUACAUCUCCCACCCCGUAUGCAUCUUCACGCGACCUUCGGUACGCCGCCAAGAAUCUUCGUCGGGCUAUGCUGGCAGCCUUCCGCACAUGUCGAGUCCCCGAGCACUCGAAGACGCCUCGGAUCCUUUCUCCCAUAGAGGCCAUUCAGAUUCCGUACAGGCCGAGCACGCGAUAAGACACGAUAAGACACCUUGACCCGUACCAUGACCGCGAUCAAGCAUCGCGUCGUCGUCACUGGCUUCGGGCCAUUUCGCCAGUACACGGAGAACCCUUCCUGGCUGGCAGUGCGCACCCUUCACGAUACGGUGAUCUAUACCCCCGCUGCGCCUGCGCACCAUCCGCACGCAGCACCCGAGGCCGUCCAUAUCACUGCGCUGGAGGUCCCCGUGGUCUACGAUGCUGUGCUGUCGACAGUCCCCGGCCUUCACGCAGCGCCGCCAGUCCUACCACCUGGGCUUCCGGACGACUUCCCGCCUCCUCCAAACGACGGAUACUCUCUGAUCGUUCACGUCGGUGUCAGUCGUGCUGGGCCUCUCCGACUGGAGACGUAUGGCGACAAGACGGGGUACAACAAGCCGGAUCACGAAGGCAAGCUCGCCGACGUCGUAGACCAGACCAGCGCUACGCGUGGGUUUGCGGACGAGCGAUACGCAUCUCUCCCGGAACGUCUGCCUAUACGCAUUGACCCGGAUGGACUCUGCGAGCGAUGCGCGAAGGACGGGGUUAACCUUGUCCCGUCUUCCGACGCUGGACAUUAUCUCUGCGACUUCAUACUCUAUUGCUCGCUAGCAGAGUCUAGCCUGUCAGGGAAAGCGACACCCGUGCUCUUCAUCCACUGUCCGCCUGUCAACCAGCCCUUGAGCACAUCGCAGGUGACUGACGGCUUGAAGGCCAUUAUAGCCAACGCACUUUCAUGCCUACACACAUGAACCCUACUACGUAGUACGCAU